Messenger RNA from Colletotrichum gloeosporioides, 1110 nucleotides. RefSeq lists its product as uncharacterized. The record is from RefSeq and is a predicted model, not a curated record. Lineage: Eukaryota; Fungi; Ascomycota; Sordariomycetes; Glomerellales; Glomerellaceae. Bases 1 to 1110 code for a protein of 369 amino acids. The transcript has 3 exons.
AUGAGAGUUGACUCCCGACUCAAACGGGCUGACGAAGGAAUCACCCAGGGCAUGACACAUCGGCUCGACAAAGUUAUCCGUGAUACCGAAGACAUCAGGCGCAGAACACUUGAGUCCGCUCUGGUAGAUAUGCCUCUUGAUUUCGAGGAGCACGAGAGACCAUGGGUUGUUGAACGCAUUAAAAACAGCUUUCGGGUUCAUUUUUCCGACGUUCACUACAACAUCGUCGAUGGUUGUCCUCUGGUUUCUUAUAACUUAGGGAGGGACAAGGCGUUCACGUUCAAAGAGCCGGCGUAUUACCUCCAAGGUCAGGUUGGCACCGAUGAUAUCCCUGCUCCAUCGAAUGUCGAUCCAACGAAACAGCAAGUGGUAGGAACCGACUCUGUGUCUGAGCCCUCAGUGCAUGUGUUGUCAGCACAAAAGGCUCCUGACCCUGAAAAGCCUAGACGACAAUCUGUGGCUACAACUCCAACAUUGCCAUCACAAAGCAACCCAGGCCACGAAAGGCCCAAACGUCAAUUACGGCGCUCAGAAGUUUCGGAUGUGAGACAACACAAAAAAGCACGAAUUCCAUCGCAAGGAGCUGCCGCGAAGUCAUCCUCAGAGAACCGAGAGGUGAAUCGCCCCGUGCACCGUUACAUCGUUCAGUGUCGUUACGCCGAGAGCUGGAUUUUCUCGUAUGUGACCAAUGGCAUCCAAGAGCACUUCAUCCUCCGUUGCCCGGUCUCCAGUUGUCGCGAUCGCAGCUUCAGCCGAAACCCGAUUGAGAGCGGUUGUGGCAUCACGCAUUUGCGAAACCAUGGUAUAAAGAUCGCCGACGAGGACGAUCUGGUGCAAAAUUAUGCGCGCCGGAUUAUCUUACGCGACGAGAGUGAGACUGCACUCUCCUUCGUGGAGAGACAUAAUAAAGACGUCCGUCGGCUCUGCGAUAUCGCAGAUAUCGCAGAUGGUGGAGACACUGACUCCAAGUCUGACGUCGACGAGGAUAUUGACGAGCUUGGUCAGGAUACGAGCCCCUUACCCCAGAUUCUCAACUCAGUGAGGUCGGACUUUGAGAAGAGUGGUGCUUCGGAAGUCUCUCUAGUUAGAUGUGGAGACUCAGAUAGUUGA